AUCAACAAGACUAUAAUAGACGGGCUCCAAAUCUGUUUUAUCAAUAAUAUACUCUCUGCGGGGAAGUUGUAGAAGCUUUUCUGUUUCUUUUUCCGUUAAAACAGGCGCCAAACCUACAGUGCCUGUAAGCUCAGGAAAAUCUGGGAUGAUAAGUUCUUGAAUUAAUUCAUCAUCAAAGAAAUCUGCGAGAUAAUGUUCACAAUUAAAAAGAUCUAGUUCCUGCUGCUCCCGCAGCUGCCUUCUUACUUGUUGAGGUGUGUUAUCAGGAUCUCUUAAGUCUAUGAUUUCUGUCAAUUCUGUUGUUAUCUGAUUUAAAGUAUUUCUUUUUUUAUUUGCAAACCCAUAUGUUGUGUCUUUUAAACCAAGACUAGCAAUAGGUUCUGGUUCUUCAUUUGGUAUUUGUUCUAAAAACCAACUGCUUUCACCAUCUUCAUCACUUUCUCCACUGUUGUUUUCUCCGAUCACUGGUCCAACAACUUCAAUUUCUGGAAGUUCUUUACCCUUUUUAGGGGUAAGCAGUUUAGUUAAUAAGUUCAAUCCAUCAAAAUGUUCUCCUUUAUUUUGUUUGGCAAUACGCACUGUUAGCUGACCAGUGUCAACAUCAUAUUGUGAGGUGGACUGUUCAUUAUCCUGAAUACAACCAGGUAAAUGUAAUCGCAGAUAGUAGGGUUGCGAGUAGAAAUAAAACUCGUCGUCAUUUACAUAACUAUCGGUUUCAGAAAGUUUAAUAUGCGGGGCUUUAAUGAGAAUAUAGAUGAAGUCAGCAUCUUGAGUAAUUGAGAAUUUCGGCGUCAGCAUUGUCAACACUGUAACAAAUAUCUACUUUAAUUUUCUCUUCGGCCUCGUUGUUAUUGUUCACAUGUUCGAGGUAAUUCUAAAUACCAAUAAAUUGAAAAUCACUCUGCUACAAUGUUCCCCAACCUUUGCACACACAAAAUUAAAAUUUUAAAGUCAGACAUGAUAAAUUAUUUAUCAGGCGCAAAAAAAAAGUCAUGAUAAUGUUCUACUCCUCACUUCUAUAAUGACAAUAAUUAACUUAAGAGUGAUUAUUUCAAUGCAUAACACCCAUGAAAUCACGUUAGUACAUUCUGCCACUGUCAGAUUGAAAUGAAUUUCUAUACAUUAUAUUUUUUCCAUGUUUUGAUGGAAGUUUGAAGGAAAGAAUUGUUAGUUUGUUACUACUAAUUUCUUUAUUUUACGCGACAGUGCUUUAAAAACAAGUUUUUUUUAUAAUGUUAUAGGCUAUACCUAUAUUGCCCUACAAAUAAUGUGUAAUUUCUAGUUGUGUAUUGUCUGCUGAGAAGUCAUUAAGGCUAAAAAUCGUGUUCAUCUAUUUUUAUAUCCAAAUAUUGUCUUAGACUUAGAGUCUCUAGUGCAGGGUCCCAACUAGUAUUUACAACAAAAGAACUUUGCGUCAUCCACGUUUCCACUUUCUAAAAGUAAGCUAUUUUUAAAAUGUUUUUUUUUUUAAUGCUAAUAAAGGUGAAAAAUAAUACCAUUACUAUCAUUCAUUGCUUUAACAAUUAUUUAACUCAUCUUGGCGACUGUAAUUAGUUCCGAAUAUUCAAAACUCACAUUAAAAAUAAAACCAACAAUUAAAACCAAAAUAAUAAUAAAUAUGGUAGCUAACAAAAGAAAUAAUUUAAAUUUUAGUUAUUCGAUUAUUUGAAGACAACAGAUAUGAAAUACUGAAAUCACUUGACAUGAUAGAAAUUUAAAAUAAUGUGGAGUUUGUCCCUAAUAGUUUGAACGACUUAAGUAUUUAACAGUUAUUUCCCUUUGACUGUCAUGCCAAUUAGUAAUUGUAGGAUUAUGUUACAAGAUUUAUUCAAAUGAAAUCGAGAUGAUUAGAUAUAUACCAGGAACGUCAUUUCCGUUUUUCUUUUUUUAAUGGGGUUGAGACCCCCUACCUGGUUUACCCAAAUGACAUCCCUGAAUUCUACAUUAUUAAUUUCAAAAGGUCUUGACGCUGUUUUCAUGUUGUUUGGACAUUUUGAAAAACAAAAUAUUUGAAAUGUCGUUACACUUUCAUCUCCUGCACAUUCUCAUCACACACACACGCACACUCUCAUCACACCCACACUCUCAUCACACACACCCUCUCAUCACACACACCCUCUCAUAACACACACACUCUCAUCACACCCACACUCUCAUCACACACACCCUCUCAUAACACACACACUCUCAUCACACCCACACUCUCAUCACACACACCCUCUCAUAACACACACACUCUCAUCACACACACACGCACACUCUCAUCGCACACACACGCACACUCUCAUCACACACACACUCUCAUCACACGCACACACUCUCAUCACACACACACACUCUCUCAUCACACACGCACACUCUCAUCAUACGCACACUUUCAUCACACACACACUCUCAUCACACGCACACUCUCAUCACACCCACACUCUCAUCACACACACACUAUCAUCACACACACACACACACACACAAACACACGCACACUCUCAUCACACACACAAACGUAUUCACUCACACACAGUGCACCUGGUUUGAGGAAAUUCUAAAUACUACACAGGGCCGGCGCUAGGAGAGUGCGGGUCUUUGGGCUAAUUGAAUUUUGCUGGGCCGUUGACAAAAGGUUAACGGGUCUAUAUACAAUAUAAAAUUCCCUGAUAAUCCCCUUUCGUCUGCUUAACAUGCGCCCAGGGGUCUUCCCGAGAUUCAUCUCGAAUUGAUAGUAUGGGAGCCAGCCUGACCUUCAGGCCAUUUGACUAUCCAAUAACUCCGAAUAUUGUGUUGACUGUAUUAGGAACUAUUAGUAGGCUUAGGUAUAUUCUAAAUAUACUACUGCAAGGCGCGGGGUCGCCCACUUCACCAUCCCCUAGCGCCGGCUCUUCUACAUUUUAAAGAAAGAUCCCAGAUUUUCCCAAGAUUGCAUCCCAUCUAUUUCAAAAUAUGCAUAUUUUUAUAUCUUAAUGCCUCCAUGUUACACCCCUCCAGUCCAAAAUAUAUAAAUGAAUAAUUUUUUUUUUCUUUCUCAAAAAUCUUUGAUCCGCUACCGGGUGUACGCCCAUGGCGUCAUGUAAGUCAGUGUUUCUCAAAUGGUGGUCCGCGGACCAGCGCCGGUCCAAGAGCCCUUACGUUGCCGGUCCGCACAACAUGAAUAUUCAUGGUCGAAUAAAAAGAAAAUGUAAUUAAUCAAUCUGGCCCCGGUGGCAGCGGUCCCCGGUGCAAUUUCCAAACGUGUCCACCGGUCCCUCAAACUUAAAAGUUUGGGAAACGCUGAUGUAAGUGACACGGUCUCUUACGCUCCAUCUGAAAUCACUUGAACAAAUAAACAGGACCCAAUUUCGGGUUUUCCCUGAAGUACCGCUGUGCAACCCUCUGCUGCUCUAGACGACAACAUAAGGGAUUAUAUGAAGCCAGGAAGUCAAUUGAUUUUUUUAACAUGUGAAACUUCCCAACUGAUGUCCGAGUGCCAAUGUAAACUAAGGUAAGUUUGGGGAGUAGGCGACAGUUCUAUCUCAAUCAUUCAGCCACCUACAGCCGCAACGAGCAAGAGGAUAUUUGCCCAGCUAGGCGUACCAAUAACUGUGGAAUAAGGUAAGCUGUUAGGUCGAAAUAGUUAAGGUAAGGAGCAGACACAGAAGAAUGAAAAAAUAAAUAUUGUUUUCAAAUAUUCAUCUGGUUCUGUUUAUAAACUAAUAGGUCUUGCCAAAAGCUGUGAUAGACCCAUGCCCAAAGGUUUUCACAGAAUUAAUUAUGACAUGACUUAAGGAGGCGAUUCAGUAUGCCAUAUUGGUCAUAUUAACCCAAUUAUUGAAUUCCAUUUUCCAUGAUUUUACACCUCUGACUUCGUCUCAAUGCUGAUGUAAAAAAAGAUCUCAGUAUGGAUAAUAUCAUAAUUAAUAUAAAGAACACAUAAUAUCUGGUCUUAUUUCAUCCAUUUUUUGACACUUAUUAGUCGAUCUGUCACGUCAUUAACUCGUAUGAGUCUGGCACUCUGUUAACCCUUGUGUGCUUGGCCUCUGUUAACCCUUGUGUGCUUGUCAAUCUAGUAACCUAUAAGGACAUGACACCGUAAAAUGAAAUUAUUCAAUAUUUAUUAAAAGCUAUAAAGUAAAUAUAUUAUAAAAACAUAAGGUACAAAUUUAUGCAUUUUGAUUAGCUGUAAUUUGAUCACAAAUACUUAAACUCAUACUUUUUUGACAGUGUGUGUAAAGAAACACUUUAUAUUUGAAUAAUGAAUCAAGGCCAAUAAGGAUAAAGUUGACAUCAGUUGAAAAGUCAAAAGUAAUACUUAUUUAAGGUUAUAUUGUGUUUUAUAUGAAAGACUUUGUUUUAUCAGCAGAAACCAUGGCUAAGAAGAUGAUCCUGCCAUUAUUCCUGCUUCUGACAGUGAUGUAUCUCCAAUGCAUGGCACAGAAAGGAAAUAUUGUGGAUAUGUCAAUGGAUAACGUUGAUAAUAAUACAGGCGUUGCAGUUAAUUGUGGUAAGUUAAAUUAGAAUUGUACAUUAAUUUAAGAAAUGAUAAUUUAUUUCGUUUCAUUUCUGUACGGUUUGAUUACACUUUUUAUUGUAUUUACAGACAAGAACUCUAUUUUGUGUGGGGAAACUUUUAAAAUAAUUUAUACCCAUGAAAUGAUGAAGAAAUUUCUCCAAAUAUAAUUAUGUGUUUCAAACAAAUUAAAUUAAGUCGUGGACGAAGUUUGUGGGAGUUAUCACUUCUUGUAGGGGACGUUCCCAAUGAUCUGCCAUAGCUUAAGAUAUUUUAACAUUAACACAUUUUUUUUUGUAGGCACUGCUGAUAUUCAACUUUCCUGGACACCAAAAGAUCUGUUACCAUCAGGGGAAGUAACAAUUAAAAUUAGCUACAUCCUCCGUAAGUAAUUUGUUAAAUAAACUUUAAAAUGUCAGCCAUUUACUAAUAUAGGCUCUAACAAUUAAGACAAAUUAGUGUACUUUUCAUGAAGGAAAUCUAUGUUCUAACUUUGGUGAAGAAUUUUUUUAAAAAUUAGAGUAUCUAUACCAAAAAAACAGACUAUUAUUUUUUCAUUAAGUAUCUAGAAAAGUUGGACAGUUUUCAAAUUGUUUCUUGUGAACUUUUGUUAACAGCUCAUGUUCUAGAUGGUGGUUCCUUCAAUGCAAGUCUUUACUUCCAUGGAGAUGACAGUCCCUUCCUUGGCUAUGCAGACAAAUUUGACUGUGACACAUUGAAGCAGUACAGUUUACCGGUAAAUUGUCCAACUAAGCACUGUGAGUACAAUCUUUGCGGUAAAAUGUCAAACUAAGUCCUGUGAGUACCAUCUUGGCGUAUUGGAUAAAAAAAUUGACAUAAAAGAAACAAUUGUGAGUUUGUAGAUCAACAUAGCUCCGUAAGCACCAAAAGUGCUGACUGUAGUACCUUGUAAGUCAAGUGAAAGCCUGAAAGUAUGUAAAUAAGUAGUGGCGUAACUGAGGGGGGGGGGUGUGAGGGGAAGGGCAACACUAUUGGGGUUAGAUGUAAUAUCAAAUAAAUUAUGUGUGUGUCAAAAGGGUACACUUUUACACCUCUGCUUCAGCAGUAUUUAAUGAAAGAAUUUACAAUACUCUUUGUAAAUUGUGUGAACUGUAAGAAAUUUGUUGAAUAUGUAAUUACAAACUAUACUCCAAUAAACUUUUAAUUCCAGUAUGAAAUUUUAGAGCACAAUGAUAGUAUAAAAAAAGAAAAUUGUCAUCUUCUAAUAACACUCUCUGCUUUUAUUUUCUGUCACCAUAAACAUCACCGGAGACACACACAUCACCGGAGACACACACAUCACCGGAGACACACACAUCACCGGAGACACACACAUCACCGGAGACACACACAUCACCGGAGACACACACAUCACCGGAGACACACACAUCACCGGAGACACACAGUAUUGGGGCCUUCUAUAAAUGACAUCACGCUACUUUUGAUCAAUUUUUGUAUCCCCCACCCCUCAUAAUUAUGCACUGUAAUGACACAAUGUCACCCCCUAUUUUUUAUGCCCCCCCCCCUUUUUAUGUUGAUGGUGUUUUCAGAAUCACCAGAAUAGAACAAUUCAAAAUUCACAUUUGUAGUUAGUUAAAUGAAACAUGAACAUCGCUGAUUUCUAUUCCAUAAAUACAGAUACAACUGGUUUAUUUAGUGAAUAAUAAUAACAAUACCCUUUCAUCUUUUUCCUCAGGGCAAAUUGUACAUACCCAAAAAAUAACCAAUCUCCAUGUGCUGACCAGCUAUCCAGUGAGUUAUCUAGAAAUAUCUAGAAUAUUAAUUUACAUACUGGUACUGAAGAUUAUAUUUUAAAAUUACAUUUGCUAAAAUUCUAAAAUUAGAACAAAUUGUUUUGUUGUCGUGGUCAUGUUGAUGUUUUUGCUUGGUUGGCAACUCGUUAACCUUGGUUGGCAACUCAUCUAAGAGAACGAAACACUGAUUUAAAACCAAGAGUCCCGUAGGCGGAUAACAUUGACACCAUGAAAAUUCUGACAACUCCUGCAAAGCCACUGUUGUUUCAUCCACUUGAUGUUCCCUUGGGUUAUCCAACGGCGUGGAGAGAGGUGAUUUGUUGUAUAGGGAACCAGCUUAUAAUCCUAAAAAUAAUAAUCCCAUGCCUUGUGGAUUUUUUACUAUGAAGUCUACACGAUCCUCACAUUGUGAGUUUGUCCUGUGAAGUCUACACGAUCCCCACACUGUGACGGACGGACGAUAGCAUGGUCAUGGGCACAAUGGGACAUAAUUUCAAAUGCUUAAAAACAUCAGUUAGUUUAUAAAUAUGGAACUUGUUUUCUGCUUGAAGGUGACCUUUAAGUUUGUGAGACCCUAUUAAUGUCACUGGUUAGUUCAGGAAGUGAUACUCUGAAAUCAUUCAUUAAUAAGGGAGAUAACUCCCAACACUUGAGAAGGGAGAGACAAAUUGGAUAAUUUUAAUGAUAAAAUAUUACCUGGCACUGAGAGAAAUGAAGAGAGAAGCUAGCUAUUAAUACAUGUGGUCAAUUUGAUAAGAGAUGUUCACACUGGAACACUCAAACACAAUAGAAAAGCUGUCACUAUUUGUUUUAACGUCAAUUUCCUCAACCUCCUCACUUUCCCUCCCUAGGGUUAUUACGAUGCAGUUGUGCAAGCUUGGAACCGUGAAAAUGAGGAGUUGUUCUGUGUCAACAUAACGUUGAAGGUUCUAGAAGUCUACAAUGGGCCAGAUGAAUUCUAAGAAACACAUCAGUAACACAUACAUUUUCUUCUUCAAUCAUUAUCAAAUACAUGUUUGAUUGUUUGUUUUUUUGGUGCAGAUUUCAUGUACUUGAGCUUUUAUUUAAUGCAUUUUUACAAGAUUUAAUUUUAUUUCCCAUUUAAGUUGAUUCAUUUUUUGACUGAAUAUUAGCAAUUGACAUGGUCUCAUGUCAGUUUCAAUUUGUGACUGAAUAUUUACAAUUGACUUCAAUGGUCUCAUGUCAGUUUCAAUUUGUGACUGAAUAUUUACAAUUGACUUCAAUGUUCUCCACCACAUUUAAAACAUUAUAUUGAGGCAUGAAUUUCCUUGCUGUAAUCUCUGAUUAUUUAUUGUCAUAUAUUUUAUGUUCUUCCAUGUAGUUUCUUUGUUCCUGUGUUUAAAAUGGGGUGAAUUUUAUCUAUAAUUUAUUUGAUAGAUCAAUACAUGUUUAGAUCUCGAUCUGAUUUAAGAAUCUACAAACUUGGAAAAAUGUCUCAUUCUGAAAUCAGCCAAUGCAGUAGCAUCUCUAGGGUGUGCAGGGUGGUGGGGGGUGCUGACUGCUGUUAACAUUUUUUUGGUGAGACCAACCCUACUGAUGCCACUGCUGUAUAGGAAUAAUUUUUAAAAGUAAUAUAUUAACCUUUACAGAAGUAUACAAUAACACUGGAAAGAAAACUUAUAAAUAAAUAGUGGUUAUAUCUUGUAAAAUUUUCUCUUGUUUCUUGCAUUUACAUCUCAGGAACAAAAUAGUUUUUGAUAUUACGAGGAAAGUAAAUAUUUUUUGUUCUUAGAGUAAUAUUUUUUAUUUAACCCCAGAACAACGCAUUUGGGGAGCAUUCCUAUCAAAAUACAAUCGCUUGCUUUCUUAUGACAAUUUUCUUUUUGUAUUAUGCUUAUUAUUUUAUUUCAGAAAAAUCUCUUACAUUCCGUCUGUGUACAACCCAGGUGAACUAAUAGAAUUUAUUGUAACAAUGCUUUCUUUUUUUUUUUUGACCUGCGAACUCUUUAUAAGUGACCUAUUUAUUUAAUGGCUUCUUUCUGGUGCUUUAAAAUAGGUCAGAUUUAUUAAAAAG
Lymnaea stagnalis (great pond snail) is the source of this 8269-nucleotide messenger RNA. The record is from the annotation of a GenBank genome assembly. NCBI's taxonomy places the organism in Eukaryota, Metazoa, Mollusca, Gastropoda, Lymnaeidae.